Messenger RNA from Talaromyces atroroseus, 966 nucleotides. RefSeq lists its product as hypothetical. The transcript has a single exon. Lineage: Eukaryota; Fungi; Ascomycota; Eurotiomycetes; Eurotiales; Trichocomaceae. The coding region runs from base 1 to 966 and encodes 321 amino acids. The record is from RefSeq and is a predicted model, not a curated record.
AUGUCCACUGUUCAAAAGUUAAUCGUCGUUGUGGGCGCCACGGGAUAUCAAGGUUCUUCUGUGGUAAAACAAUUUUUGACGCUUGAAAAUUGGCGUGUCCGUGCUGUGACCCGCCAGCCAUCUUCUCCAGCUGCUCGAGCUCUAGCAUCGACAGGCGCUGAAGUUGUUAAAGCAGAUCUGUCCGACCCCAGCUCUCUGUCCACUGCGUUUGAUGGUGCUCAUUCCAUUUUCGUCAACACCGAUUUCUGGGGUCAUUAUCUAAAAAUGCAGACCGGGACCGAACACAAGGACGUGAAUAACGAAGAGCUUUCCCUCGACGUAGAGGCACAAAACGGAAAAAAUGCUGCUAUCGCAGCUGCCUCUGUGCCAACUCUCGAGCGGUAUGUCUAUUCGGCUCUCGGUCCAAUGAAGAAGGUCUCAAAUGGGAAAUACUAUCGUUCGCACCAUUGGAAUUCCAAGGCGAGGGUUGUCGAGUACAUUGAAACCGAGCUGCCUGACCUUGCCAAAAAAGCCUCAUUCAUUUACCUCGGCGCGUAUUCCAAUAAUCCUUUAAUCACUCCGCAGUUGGAUCCCGUUACUGGAACUUACAAAUUCGUGUUUCCAUUCAAGAAAGAACUCAAGAUGCCUGUCGUACUUCAUGAGGAGUCGACCGGUAAAUUUGUGCAGGCUCUUAUUGAAAACGAAGACCCUGGAACCAAGCUUCUCGCUUACAACCUCUAUCCUACCCUUGCAGAGAUAACCGAACUCUGGUCUCGGGUUUCUGGAAAGUCGGCCGAUAUUAUCGAGAUUACCCCUGAGAUCAUGCACGAGCAAUCCGGCGUUCCAUGGGAGGUUCUUGAGGCGGCACUGUAUCUUCCAGAAUACGGCUAUAUGGCAGGUGUUGAUGGGUAUAUUGAGCCACCACAAUUGAAAGUGCCAGUCCAGGUAAGGUCUUUCGAGGAUUAUCUCAAGGAACAAAAGUGGUAA